ACCACAACCACAACCACAACCACAACCACAACCACAACAACCACAGCAACCACACACACCUGCCGCCCGCUCACCAUCAGCAGAGGAGAGGCAACACACCAGUCCCGUCUGUCACCUUCCAUCCAGGUCGAGGCUGCCUGCACCCUGGGCCCUGCUGCGUGUCGCUUGCACGCGCCGGGCCUGGGGUGAGACACAACCAACGCUGAACAUCUACUACUUACUGCCUGUCGGUGUACUGCUGUGUGCUUGUCUUUUUUUUCUCACCUUCCAGUUUGUCUUGGGGACCGUCGUCUCAGUUGUCUCUCUGACAAAGCACCUGUUGCCUAACAAUUGGAUUCACGAGCCGUCCUCCUUUGUAUGUGAGCUCAGAAUAAAUAGUGAUGCCCUUUUCAAGAAAACCUUCCGGCCGCAGUGUGUAAGGACCCUGUGCCCCGUUGUAUGUUGUAUAAAUGUCCCAGGCGCGCUGCCCCAUCUGCUUUGUCCCGCGCCGAUUUCUCCAUCCAUCUGUCACAGAACAUCUGCUCCAAUAUCCUCUCGGCCAACGCAAACCUUUGGCUCACAGCAAAGCCUGCCGCGCGCAGUCUUGAGCACAAACACCAACAACGACUCUAUAGUCCACCCCCAAGGACAUGGCCUCACGGCCGCAGGCCCGAAAUGCAAGGUCACAGCCUCCUGCUCGGCAAGGCAUGUAUAUGCCCGGGACGAGGUCUUCCCCUUUCGCAAGCGCCAGGGUCCCAGGUCGAGUUGUGCCCAUCCCUCAACAUAUUCGUCCUUUUCUAGACUUGACACACGUGCCCACCGAGGACGGCUUCGUACCGAAUCCUAGUCCCGGAGCCAGAGACGAUGCGAAUGCCGCCGACGAUUAUUACUACAAGAUCCGUCGCCUCCCACCGGUUAGGCACCCCGCCACCAACCGUGUCCUCUCGGCUUACAGUGGUGUAGAGCUCAAGGCCGACUUGAGGUUCUCUGGGCAUCAAUUUGACGAGUACAUCUUCCACGCGGCCAGGCAGGGAAGAGCCUUCAUGUUCAGAGUCGAGAAGCAACACACCUUGCUGGGCUAUCGAUAUCCACGUGGGCAUGAGAGCACCCGGUGCAGGUUCGCGAGAUGCCCCAUCGGCGGAACCAUAAGAUCUGGGCAGAUCCGGGUCUGUAUUUCAGAGUUCGCCGACCCCCGUAACGAAAUACUAGACCCGUACCACAAUGCGGGAUACGCCCACCUUUACUGCUUGGAGAAGUACUGCAACCUUCCCAGCCUCCUGGCCGAGACCACCAUCACUUUCCUCCCGGCCGUUGAGCUUGCCAAAGAGUUGUCGUACCCUCCGGCCCUGAGCAUCGCUGAGCGCGAUGCUUGUGCAGCGUGGGCGCGCCAUGCACGUCAGUCCUGGAGGGACUUCAAGAGCGCUUAUCCCCUUGCAGAAGCUCGACCAAUAUACAAACCCUCAGUACAUGAGAGACUUUAUCACCGUCUCGACCAGAUUCAUGAGGCUAACGACACGAGGAACAAGCGCGGCCACGAUGGGCCUCAGGUCUACACCUAUCAUCAGCCACGCCUAGGAAUUGCUCCUGCAAGACUUCAGGCAUCACCAUCCGGCAUGUCCACCCCCAGCUCCCUCCAGAGUUAUGGUCCCCAGGUUUUCCAAGCCGUCCCAGGAUUUCCACAUCAGCCCCAACCACCAACGUCCCAUGCACAGGCAUACAACAGCAGUCUCAACAUUGUCACGCCGUGCUGGGCUGGCAGCAACCCGACCCGGCUGCAUGCAAAUGGCGGGGCGGCGGCCCUUGGGCCAAGCUCAGAUUAUUCUUCAGAAGAGCUCGGAGCCCUCAUGGCCCAGGACUUUGUUGAUUUCCUGAAUUCCGCUCUCGAAGAAUCCCCCCCGCAGUGGCCUGCCGCACCUCCCGCAGCUGCUUCUCAAGACAGCGCCGGGCCCGAGCCAGGCACUCAGCCAAGGCAGACCCAUGAGCCAGGGCAGGUUCAUCAGACCCGGCAAGGCAACCACUUGGUUGCUGCUACCAGAUAUCCCACGCUGGCAGCGGGUCGCCGAAAGUCACGACGAUCCUCAGCACCGGCGGUUCUAGGCGCCCAAAAAGCAAGGGCCAGGAAAAGUUUCAUGGCAAGUAGGAGGCGCCCAAAGACAAGGGGUAUCAGCCGAGUCUGGCCUAAUUGAGGUGUUCAAGGGACCCAGAGCAAGGUGGGAAAGCCGUAUCUGAAACAAGAUCGAACCGAGUCGCUUUUACAACGCCCUUACCUGCUCUGCUGCGUUGUAGGAAGCAAGGCACCUAUGAGGAUUCCUCUUUGCUGUCGCUAUCAUUCUCUGACUUGUCGCUCUUUGGGUGCCUCACAGACUGCAGUCUUUCUUUUUCAUUUCCGUUUUAGAUAGCGUGCACACACAUACAGCGAAUCAUAUUUCAUCUCUCG
Molecule: messenger RNA, 2416 nt
Organism: Diaporthe batatas
Lineage: Eukaryota; Fungi; Ascomycota; Sordariomycetes; Diaporthales; Diaporthaceae
Exons: 2
Coding region: 630-2165 (511 amino acids)
Source: RefSeq, a predicted model, not a curated record